Phycodurus eques (leafy seadragon) is the source of this 2331-nucleotide messenger RNA. RefSeq names its product solute carrier family 23 member 1. The record is from RefSeq and is a predicted model, not a curated record. Gene Ontology annotation, cellular component: membrane. Gene Ontology annotation, molecular function: transmembrane transporter activity. The transcript has 12 exons. Gene Ontology annotation, biological process: transmembrane transport. The coding region runs from base 1 to 1821 and encodes 606 amino acids. NCBI's taxonomy places the organism in Eukaryota, Metazoa, Chordata, Actinopteri, Syngnathiformes, Syngnathidae.
AUGCACCUCACCGUCAAGGAGGAGCGCCUGGAACUGGGCCUGAAAGAUCUGGGAGCCGCCAACGAGGCUUUUGGGGGCAAAAAGGCCGACGAGGAGCCGGCGGUGGACGUGGAGGCCCGGCAGCAGACCGCUGACUCGGGCGCCGACCUGAUCUACGUGCUCAACGACCGGCCGCCCUGGUACCUCUGCAUCCUGCUCGGAUUCCAGCAUUACGUCCUGGCGUUUGGUGGCAUCAUUGCCAUUCCGCUCAUCCUGGCUGAGCCGCUCUGCAUCGGUGACAACAACGCGGCCAAAAGCCAGCUCAUCUGCACCAUCUUCUUUGUGUCCGGCCUCAGCACGCUGCUUCAGACGGGUAUUGGCAUCAGGCUGCCAAUCCUCCAGGGCGGCACCUUUAGCUUCAUCACUCCCACUCUCGCCAUCCUGGCACUACCCAAGUGGCAGUGUCCGCCCCUGCAAGGGCCCGCCAUGUUGUCUGGGCACAACGGCACCAGCCCAUUGCAGAUGAUGGAAAGCGGCGACGAGGUGUGGAUGUCGCGAAUGCGCGAGAUCCAGGGAGCCAUCUUGGUGUCGUCGCUGGUCCAGAUCAUGCUGGGCUUGACUGGCCUGGUGGGCUUCGUGCUCCGAUACAUCGGACCACUGGCCAUCGCGCCGACAAUCAACCUCAUCGGCCUCUCACUGUUCGCAGAGGCCGGCAAGAAGUCGGGCGGUCACUGGGGGAUCGCUGCUCUCACUGUGUGCCUCAUCCUGCUGUUCUCGCAGUACCUGAGCAGAGUGGACGUGCCGCUGAUUGCCUACAAGGACAAGAAGUGGACAGUGUUCCACUACCCUCUCUUCAAGCUCUUCUCGGCCUUGUUCGGAAUGUGCGGCGGCUGGCUGGUCUGUUUCCUUUUGACCGUUUUCGACGUGCUGCCAUCCAAGUCGGACAAGUACGGCUUCUUGGCGAGGACCGACAUCAACUUGGACGCCGUCGCCAACUCGCCCUGGUUCCACAUUCCCUAUCCAGGUCAGUGGGGCUUGCCCACCGUCAGCAUGUCGUCGGUGUUGGGCAUGAUGGCGGGAGUGUUGGCCUCUACCAUGGAGUCCAUCGGCGACUACUAUGCCUGCGCCCGUUUAUCGGGCGCGCCGCCGCCACCGACUCACGCCAUCAACCGCGGCAUCGCCGUGGAGGGCAUCGGCUGCAUCUUGGCUGGCCUGUGGGGGACGGGCAAUGGGACCACCUCCUACAGUCAGAACAUCGCCGCGCUCGGUAUCACCAAGGUUGGUAGCAGACUGGUACUGCAGACAACUGGAAUUCUUAUGAUUGUCCUGGGAAUCUUUGGGAAGUUUGGCGCUAUCUUUAUUACCAUUCCGGAUCCAGUUAUCGGAGGCAUGUUUCUGAUUAUGUUUGGAAUGAUCGCCGCUGUGGGAAUAUCGAACCUACAGUAUGUGGACCUCAACUCGUCUCGUAACCUGCUCAUCCUCGGCUUCUCCACGUUCAACGGUCUUGUGUUGCCAACGUGGUUUCACUCCAACCCAGGCAUCAUCGACACAGGAGUCAAAGAGCUAGACCAGAUCAUUGUGGUGCUCUUCACCACGCACAUGUUCAUCGGCGGCUUCUUCGGUUUCAUCCUGGACAACACCAUUCCAGGCAGCACCGAGGAGCGAGGCCUCCGCAAGUGGCAGCAGACAGCAAAAGAGGGAAGCCAGGCCACGUGCGACCAGUCGUGCUACAACAUUCCCUUCUGCGACGCUAUCUGGCAACGCUUCCGCGUCUUCCGCUACCUGCCCUUCCUGCCGUCGUACAAGAGCGGCCCGCAGGCGAUGCCGGCCGCCCCGCUGUGACAGCUUCCUAUUUGUUAACCUCAUUUGACACACAACACACAAGUCGACAGACAAUGCAACAUAAUGGAUGUUACUACAUUUCAGUAAUAGAGAAAAAAGGUGAUGAAAUUCCAAAUGGUUGCAAACGGGGCCGUUUUUUCCCCCUUUUUUUACUCAACUGCAGACAAAGGAGGCGUCUGUUAGCUCGAGUUCCUUAUAACGUUCUGCUUUUAAAUUUACAGUAACUUCCGGGAAGAUCGAAGUGUCUACUAUUAGAAGGCGCUCACUAUUUGAUGAAAAUAUGGUAAAUACAGAGCAUUUUUGUUAUUGUUUUAGCAGUUUUUGUUUCAAUAACUCUUAACAUUUUUAUUCUCACUAAAAAUCCUGAGAAUGUUUGUAUUUUUACAAAAGAAAAAAUAAAUAAAGAAGUGCUUCAUACUAACAAUUGUACUAAAUGUAAGCCAAAGUACAGAUGAUGGACUUUGUAGCCAAAAUGAAAAGUGAAAAAAAAAAAAAACAAAUCUAUAAAUA